Molecule: messenger RNA, 879 nt
Organism: Raphanus sativus (radish)
Lineage: Eukaryota; Viridiplantae; Streptophyta; Magnoliopsida; Brassicales; Brassicaceae
Exons: 1
Coding region: 1-879 (292 amino acids)
Source: RefSeq, a predicted model, not a curated record
AUGCUUAAGCUGAGAGAAGUGGCUAAGCGAUUUUACAAAAAGGAGGUUGGGAAUGGGAGGCAUAUUUCUUUUUGGUAUGAUAACUGGUCAGAUAUGGGUGUGAUGCAUGAUCUUUUGGGAGAUAGAGGCCUAAUAGAUAUGGGGAUCAGGAAAGAAGCAACUCUAGCGGAAGCGGCUUGGAGUUUUAGACGAAGAAGAAGGCAUCGUACGGAGGUUUUGAAUGAGGUUGAGGAAAAUUUAAAUUCAGUAAGAGAGAAGCUGAGUGAAGGAAGUGAUGAUAUGUGUUUGUGGAGAGGGAUGUCAAGCUUUAAGUCAAGUUUCUCUACCAAGGAGACUUGGUUAAACUUGAGAACCAACACUAUGCAGUUAAAGUGGCCGCGGGGAGUUUGGUACUCAAUGGCGACCCCAAGGUUUGCUUUCAUUGUAUGGUUAGCUAUGCAAAAUAGACUCUCAACUAUGGACAGGGUUGCAAGAUGGAGUCAGGGAGUUGAUGUCAAAUGUGUGCUCUGUAAUAAUGAUGUUGAGUCCCGUGAUCACUUGUUUUUCAGAUGCACAUACUCUGCACAGCUUUGGUACUCCCUAGUUGGUGGUAUUCUUGGUAGUGCAUACACGGAGAAUUGGGCGACAAUUGUGAAGGAAGUUUCGGAAGGAAGCCUAAACAGGAUACCAUUGUUCUGUUUGAGGUAUACGUUUCAUGUCGCUACUUACUAUAUUUGGAGGGAGAGAAACAGUGUGAAACAUGGAGAGAAGUUGAUGCAUAUAAAUAUGCUAAAGAAGUUUGCAGACAAGUGUAUGAGGAACAAGCUUAGUCUGGUCAGAUUGAAGGGGAAGAAAGGCAUGGAGGAUGUUCUUUGUUAUUGGUUCCAAUCUAGAGUGUAG